Amborella trichopoda is the source of this 1032-nucleotide messenger RNA. RefSeq names its product protein ELC-like. Gene Ontology annotation, molecular function: ubiquitin binding. The record is from RefSeq and is a predicted model, not a curated record. Lineage: Eukaryota; Viridiplantae; Streptophyta; Magnoliopsida; Amborellales; Amborellaceae. Gene Ontology annotation, biological process: endosome to lysosome transport; protein modification process; protein transport. Gene Ontology annotation, cellular component: ESCRT I complex.
AUGGCUCCUUCUCGUUCCAAAGCUAAAUUUGUAGAGACAGCACUCCUCUCAAUUAAUGGACCUCUUUCUCUCAACUACCAGUACCCCAACCUCAAAUUUGUGAUAAGAGACCACCUCAUCUCUCUUUUCCAAAACUUCCCCACCUUCAGUCCCGACACUGAACAAUUCACCCAUGAUGAUGGCCACACCUCCUUCCUCCUAAAUGCAAAGGGAACCCUCCCCAUAACCUCAUCCUUGAGAAAUCUCUCCUUCUCCAUAACCAUAUGGAUCUUAGAGACCUACCCACUCUUCUCUCCUCUUGUUUAUCUCUCCUUGGACCCUGGCGUUAUCAUAAGGUCCCAUCACCCCCUUGUCGACCCCUCGGGCUUCGUGUCGACAUAUUACUUGCUCAAUUGGGCCUAUCCAAGCUCUAAUCUCCUCGAGCUCGUACGCAACCUUAGGCACGUGCUCAACAUCGAUCCUCCAAUCGAUGCUGGCUUGACCCAGUUACAGAGGCCUUGUUUGAGUCUCAAGGGAACCUUGGCCUCUGAGCAAGAAGCCAUAGAUAGGCUAUCAAUUGCACUUCACCAUGACACUAAGGAGUUAGGAAGGCACUUAGAAUCCGAGAUAGAUGGGCUAAUGGCUCGACAGGAGGUGCUUAGGGAGAGGAAGUUCGAGCUUGAGAAAGGCUUGAAAGGGCUUGAGGAAGAGAGGAAUGGGUUAGAGGAGAGGUUGAGCAAAGUGUUGAGUGAGGUUCAAGAAUUGGAGAAGUGGGUGAUGGAGCAUAGUGAGAAGAUGGAUGAGUUGGUGGGUGGAGAUGAUUUUGAUUAUGGAUUUGCGGUGGUGGAUGGGGUCUCCAAGUGCCUUUUGGAGCAUCGAGCUGCUGAUUCUGCCAUUGAGGAUCUUCUCUAUGACUUCGACAGGGGAUUUCAAGAAGGGGCCGUACCUUUAGCCAUUUAUCUUAAGAAUGUGAGGGCCCUUUCUAAGGAGCAAUUCUUUCACCGUGACAUGCAAGUCAAAGUCGUGGGUUUAAAAUCAUCAAAACUCAUGUAA